This is a messenger RNA of Hydra vulgaris (swiftwater hydra), 2869 nucleotides long. RefSeq lists its product as uncharacterized. The record is from RefSeq and is a predicted model, not a curated record. Lineage: Eukaryota; Metazoa; Cnidaria; Hydrozoa; Anthoathecata; Hydridae. Gene Ontology annotation, molecular function: protein dimerization activity.
UUAAAGUACAUUGUAUAAUUGAGAUUCUUACAUUUAAUAUAGUUUUACUAAGUAUCAUAAAAAUAGUUUUCAAUCAAAUUCAAAACUUUCUUAAAAACAAAACAUGUUCACUUUCAAGAAAAAAGAUUCUGGCUGUCAAAACAGAAAAAAUGCGGCAAAUAGGACAGCAAAUGAGCAAAAAAAUAAACGUACGCUCGAAGAUUGUGGUAUCCAAGUUAAAAAAAAUGACGGGGAUAGGCCUACAGUUUCCAGAUUGAUAUCUAUAAAUUCCUCUCAAUCACGUCAAGCUUUUGGAAUAGAUAGCUUUGAAAACGAUUCUUGUAAAAUUUUGUUGAACUCAGAAGAACCACUUCCUCCUUCGAGUGGCACGUUGGCAAUAUCGGCAACAAGAGUUGAAAAUGAAAACAAUAUUUUGGUAAAAUUUGCUUCGCAAAGAUUUUUUAAUUAUUUUUGUGAAUUUGUGAAAAUUAUAUACUUAUUAAAAUCUUUAUUUAAAUUAUUAGCAUAAAGAUAAAUUUGGAUGAGGCAAUUACUGCAAAGGAUCCUGCUUUGUGGGCUGAAAAUAUGUCCAAAGUAGAACGCGAUGCAGUUGUUCUUCAGGGGCCCCCUAAAAAUCCUUUAUCUUUUCCGAGAGACUCAAACAAGAUUAAGGUUCCUGAAUCAGUUUUCCACGAAAUAACUCGUAAUGGGGAGAAAAUAAACAGAGAUUGGCUUGUUUGGAGUGCAACUUCAAAAUCAUUUCUUUGCUUUCCGUGCUCACUUUUCGGAAGCAAACAAGCCUGCGGGGCUGGUAAUAAUUCACAUCUUCUACGUUGGAAUGGUGGCAUCAAUGGAAACUGGAGAAAGCUAGCUGAAAAAGUAAAAGGCCACCAAAACAAUCCUCCCCAUCGAGACAAUUACAUUAAGUGGAAAACAGCGCUGGAAAGCUUGGGAAAUCAAUGUGGGAUUGAUUCAAGUUUAGAAAAAUUGAUAAGAAAUGAGGCAGCCAGGUGGCGUGAAAUUUUAAAGUGCAUUUUAGAUGUAAUUCUCUUCUUAGCAUCACGCAACCUUAGCUUCAGAGGCUCAUCAAAAAUGAUCGGUGAUGACGAUAACGGCAACUUUCUUGCAACUCUAGAGCUACUUGCAAAGCACAACAAGACUCUUCAGUUACAUCUAGAAGAGGUUUCUCGCUGCCAACAAGAAGGUAAACAAAUUAUUGCGCAUUAUUUGGGUUGGAGUUCUCAAAAUGAAUUUAUAAAAGAGUGCGGAAGAAUCGUCUACGGUGCCAUCAUUAAAGAGGCGCAUAUGGCAAUUUACUAUUCUAUUCUUGUCGAUGGAACGCCUGACGUCUCUCAUACAGAGCAAAUUGCAUUUGUUCUCCGCUUUGUCUAUUAUGGUAUUGAUAAAAAAUGGGUAGUUAAGGAGCGCUUUCUUGGGGUCUCGAUAAAAAGAAAGGUGUGGAUAUUGCUAAGCUAAUUAUAGAUGUCUUAAAUCAAAAUGACAUUGAUCUGAAGAACUGUCGAGGUCAGGGAUAUGAUAACGGUGCUAAUAUGUCUGGUGUGUACAAAGGAGUACAAGCGAUCAUUCUUCAGAGAAAUCCUCAAGCUUUCUACAUGCCAUGCAGCACUCAUAACCUUAAUUUAGCUGGUGUUCAUUCACUUGAAUCUUCUGUAGAAAUGAAGAACUAUUUCGGUCGUAUUCAGUUACUCUACAAUCUUUUUAGUGGAAGCCCUAUACGAUGGAAAAUCUUGACCGAGACAACUGGUUUGUCUCUACAUCAAACUUCACAAACCCGAUGGAGUGCACGCAUUGAGGCUGUGAAGCCUUUGGUUAAGCGACCCAGAGAAAUUCUUUUAUCUUUGCAGAAACUUCGUGAUCUUGAUUUAACUGCUGAUCUAUUGAUUGACGUAAAAUCUUUAGAGAAAUGGAUUCAGUCAUUUGAGUUUAUUAUCAUGACAACCUUCUGGUUCAAAGCGCUGCAAGCAAUAAACUAUGUCAGCGUGUCAUUUCAAUCAGAAAACAUUACUUUAGAUGAUGAGAUGAAACUUAUGAAGAUUCUUAUUGAGGAUAGACUUAGAUCUUCUUGGCCCGAAUUAAUUAAUGAAGCACAUUUAGUUGCCUCCGGUCUAGCUAGUUAUAGGUUUCAGUCAAAACUAGUUCAAAAAAGGACAAGAAAGAGGAAAACAUUUUACGAAGAAACAAGGAACGAAGUUCAUUUCUUAGAAAACGAUGAAAAACAGUUUGAGGUGAAUGUAUUCAACACCGCUCUCGAUACAUUAAUUCAACAAAUAAAAGACAGAUUUCAAGCUGCAGAAAAGACAACUAACAGUUUUUCUUUUCUAUGGCUCUCAGAAUCUAAUAGUAGGUCGAGUGAGGAAAAAGAAAUUGAACAACCUAGCCUGGAGGAAAAAUGUAAAACUUUGACGCAAAUGUAUGUGAACGAUGUAGAUGAAGACAAACUUAUUUUAGAGGUCCGUCAUCUGGAUACUCUAAAGCGUGCCAAUCUUUUCGGUCCAAAAGAAUAUCUCACUUCAAUGAAACUAUUAAAUGGAAUUUAUCAAAAAGGUCUAGAGUCUAUCUUCGAAUCAACAUGCAUUUUAUUACGUAUUUUUAACACAAUUCCCGUUUCCAUCGCCGAAGGAGAGCGGUCUUUCAGCAAGCUUGGUCUAGUCAAGACAACACUAAGAUCUACAAUGAGUCAAGACCGGCUUACCAAUCUCUUAGUUAUAUCUAUUGAGCACGAUCUAGCAAAAAGUCUGUGCUUCGACGAGGUCAUUGAAAAUUUUGCUUUAAAUAAAGCACGGAGAGUCAAAUUCUUAUAAAGCAUUUAAAAUAUCUAUUACAUUUAAAAUUUACAGUUGCUCGCAAUAUAAUAAAGUUAAUUUGUCAA